GCCCACAACUGCAGGGUUUCUGAGCACGGAUAUGACAGCCACAGCGUGGGAGUCCAACCUCACAUCAACGAAUGGAAGUGAUCAGGUCUCCCAUGAAUCUGAUACACAGUUCAAGAUCCUGCAAUUACUGAGAGUCGUCGUGGCCCUAGUAGGGCUGGCAGGGAACUCGGUGGUGCUCUGGCUCCUGGGCUUCCGCAUGCGCAGGAACGCCUUCUCUGUCUACAUCCUCAACCUGGCGGGGGCUGACUUCCUCUUCCUCUGCUUCCAAUUUAUACAUAGUCUAGCUUUAGUUUUCAACUUUGAUUUUGCCGCUAGAGUAAUUAGCAGAUUUCUCUCGACUGUGUCAAUCUUUGCCUACAUCUCAGGCGUGAGCCUUCUCAGCGCCAUCAGCACGGAGCGCUGCAU
Myotis brandtii (Brandt's bat) is the source of this 405-nucleotide messenger RNA. RefSeq names its product mas-related G-protein coupled receptor member X2-like. Gene Ontology annotation, cellular component: membrane. The record is from RefSeq and is a predicted model, not a curated record. Gene Ontology annotation, molecular function: G protein-coupled receptor activity. The transcript has a single exon. Gene Ontology annotation, biological process: G protein-coupled receptor signaling pathway. Lineage: Eukaryota; Metazoa; Chordata; Mammalia; Chiroptera; Vespertilionidae. The annotation marks the transcript as partial.